Molecule: messenger RNA, 1994 nt
Organism: Diceros bicornis minor
Lineage: Eukaryota; Metazoa; Chordata; Mammalia; Perissodactyla; Rhinocerotidae
Gene: RNH1
Product: ribonuclease/angiogenin inhibitor 1
Exons: 9
Coding region: 604-1974 (456 amino acids)
Cellular component (GO): cytoplasm
Molecular function (GO): protein binding
Source: RefSeq, a predicted model, not a curated record
CUCUGGCUUUGUGGAUGGCCUGGCCAGGUGGGGCUGUGGCGCUCCCUGCCCAGCACAGCCCUCUUGUUCUCAGAGGGGAAGAUAGGCUGAGCAGGAGGAAAGGUUUCCACAGCACUGCACAAAUGCUGCCCCUGUGCUUCCCGAACCAGGGUCUCCACACCUCAUCCAGGCCCACAGACCCCCCGCCCCCCAUCCCUGCCCAGGCAGACAAGAGGCGGGUCCUGGCUCGCUAACUGGCAGGAGGUGCCCGUGAAGGCUGGGUGUGGGAGGCUGGGAGGUGAGAGCGGCCUCUGCCCCCAUAGCCACGUCCCUGCGCACCGCGGUCCGUGGUGGCCUUUGCCAGGGUGUGCAGUGGGCACAGCCCCCGCUCUGCUCGCCCCCGGUUCUGCUCCUGGAGGCUGAGGCGGAUAAAGGUGCUGGAGGAAGGAAGCAAGCAGGCCCUGGCCAGGGGAGUGGCUGUGGCCUCUCCUGAAACCUCAGCCCCUUGGGGUCCCACGUGGACUUUCCCCGUCUGCCGGACCUCUGGCCUGUCGUACCUUGAGAGAGUUUGGCUGAAACGUGCUCCUCCUGCUCUCCCUUCUGUCUAGAAACCUUCGCCCCACCAUGAGUCUCGAUAUCCAGUGUGAGCAGCUGAGCGACUCGCGGUGGACGGAGCUGCUGCCGCUGAUCCAGCAGUACGAGGUGGUCAGGCUGGAUGACUGUGGCCUCACGGAGGCGCGGUGCAAGGACAUCAGCUCUGCUGUCCAGGCCAACCCCUCCCUGACGGAGCUCAGCCUUCGCACCAAUAAACUGGGCGAUGCCGGCGUGCACCUGGUGCUCCAGGGCCUGCAGAGCCCCACCUGCAAGAUCCAGAAGCUUAGCCUCCAGAACUGCUGCCUGACAGAGGCCGGCUGUGGGGUCCUGCCCAGCAUGCUGCACUCGGUGCCCACCCUGCGUGAGCUGCACCUCAACGACAACCCGCUGGGGGACACGGGCCUGCAGCUACUCUGUGAGGGGCUCCUGCACCCCCAGUGCCACCUCGAGAAGCUGCAGCUGGAGUACUGCAACCUGACGGCCACCAGCUGCGGGCCUCUGGCCUCGGUGCUCAGGGCCAAGCAGGACUUCAAGGAGCUCAUGGUGAGCAACAACGACAUCGGCGAGGCAGGUGUACGGGUGCUGUGCCAGGGUCUGGCGGACUCCACCUGCCCACUGGAGACACUCAAGCUGGAGAACUGCGGCCUCACGCCAGCCAACUGCAAGGACCUCUGCGGCAUCGUGGCCUCCAAGGCUUCACUGCGCGAGCUAGACUUGGGCAGCAACAAGCUGGGUGAUGCGGGCAUCGCGGAGUUGUGCCCUGGGCUGCUGAGCCCCAGCUCCCAGCUCAAGACCCUGUGGCUCUGGGAGUGUGACAUCACUGCCGCGGGCUGCAGAGACCUGUGCCGCGUCCUCAGGGCCAAGGAGAGCCUGAAGGAGCUCAGCCUUGCCGGCAACGCGCUGGGUGACGAGGGCGCCCGGCUGCUGUGCGAGAGCCUGCUGGCGCCCCGAUGCCGGCUCGAGUCCCUGUGGGUGAAGUCCUGCAGCCUCACGGCUGCCUGCUGCCGCCACUUCAGCGCGAUGCUGGCCCACAACAGGUGUCUCCUGGAGCUGCAGGUGAGCAGCAACAAGCUAGGGGACGCCGGCAUCCAGGAGCUCUGUCAGGGCCUGGGCCAGCCCGGCAGCACGCUGCGGGUGCUCUGGCUGGGGGACUGUGACGUGAGCAACAGCGGCUGCAGCAGCCUGGCCUCGCUCCUGCUGGCCAACCGCAGCCUGCGCGAGCUGGACCUGAGCAACAACUGCUUGGGGGACCCAGGCCUCCUGCAGCUGCUGCAGACCCUCGAGCAGCCCGGCUGCGCCCUGGAGCAGCUGGUCCUCUAUGACAUCUACUGGACGCAGGCGCUGGAGGACCGCCUGCGGGCCCUGGAGGAGAGCAAGCCAGGCCUGAGACUCAUCUCCUGAGACCCUGCCCCGCUCCUGAA